This is a messenger RNA of Fulvia fulva, 261 nucleotides long. RefSeq lists its product as uncharacterized. The record is from RefSeq and is a predicted model, not a curated record. The transcript is spliced from 3 exons. Bases 1 to 261 code for a protein of 86 amino acids. NCBI's taxonomy places the organism in Eukaryota, Fungi, Ascomycota, Dothideomycetes, Mycosphaerellales, Mycosphaerellaceae.
AUGUCGGCGGACGUCUUCUCCACCGAGUCUGCCGUACAUGGCACGCACGCACUCAUCAAACGCUGCGAGAAGCUCCACCGUGCGCUCUUCUUCCUGCCUGUCAAGGGCGGAGCUCUGGACAAUCACUGGCGGCUCGAUCUCUGCACCACACACCUUUGGAGCUACCCGGGCGGCACAAUCCCAAUGCAAGUCUUCAGCAACCCACUUUUAGCGCCUCUCUACCGCAGCAUGAAGACUGAGUCUUCGGUUUUCAGCUCCUAA